CAUCACGUUAUAUUUGCCAAUAUAGUUGAGAUAUUUUGAUAAUCUGAUUGAUUUCGAUUUUUUCAUUUAUUUCUAAACGUGCAGUUUGGUUGGACAGAUUAUAUCUUACUAAAAACAGGUAUUGGCAGAUAUUCAUUAAAGAAAGAAGUUGCAAUUAGAAGAUAUAAGCGACUGUACGAAGGUUAAGUUGCAAAGGAUUGCAAGUUGAAAUAUCCAAAAAUGUAUCUAAUGUAUUAUUUGGACAACAAAGGAAACCGAGUGUACACUUUACAGAAAGUGGACCCUAACGGAAAGCCUACGAUGUCCGCACAUCCAGCUCGAUUUUCUGUAGAAGACAAAUAUUCAAGAGAAAGAAUUACAAUGAAAAGAAGAUUUGGCCUACUGUUGACGCAACAACCACAACCUAGCUAUUAAUAUUAAAUAUAUAAUUAAUUUUAUUUGAAAAUAUAAUAUACGAAUGAAAGAAAGUGUUAUGAUGUGACCUGAUACAACCAAGUAUGAUAAUUUAUAUCUCAGUAAAAGAGUGGUUCAACUUUUACACCCACAACUUCCUUUAAUGAUAAUGAGGAAAAAUCUCUGUACUCAAGAUUAUUAUUCUACAUCAUGGAAUUGCAUCCAUUGUUGCAACUUCAUAACAAUCUUAAUAAAAAGUUAUAUUUCUACUGAAAACUUUUCAAUGUAAUAACUUAGAUAUCAAUUAUUUUGUAUAUUGUUCUGUUCCGUUGAUAAUAAAUAAAUAAUUUCUGACGUAUCAAA
Atta colombica is the source of this 756-nucleotide messenger RNA. It is a transcript of the gene Nop10, whose product is annotated as H/ACA ribonucleoprotein complex subunit 3. Gene Ontology annotation, cellular component: box H/ACA telomerase RNP complex; box H/ACA snoRNP complex. Gene Ontology annotation, biological process: snRNA pseudouridine synthesis; ribosome biogenesis; rRNA pseudouridine synthesis. Gene Ontology annotation, molecular function: box H/ACA snoRNA binding; telomerase RNA binding. NCBI's taxonomy places the organism in Eukaryota, Metazoa, Arthropoda, Insecta, Hymenoptera, Formicidae. The record is from RefSeq and is a predicted model, not a curated record. Bases 220 to 414 code for a protein of 64 amino acids. The transcript has 3 exons.